AAUUUUUUUGUGUACAACUAAACUCGGAGGAAAAUAUUAGCAGAAAAAGAACAAGAGAAAAAUCGUGCAUUGCGUUUGAAGAAUCCGACAUCAAGCAUGUUAGCGGAAACUGCAGCAAAGGCACAGGAAGUGCGAGAUGUCACUCGAAUUGAAAGAAUUGGAGCCCAUUCACAUAUUAGAGGGCUUGGUUUAGAUGAUACAUUAGAUCCUAGAGCAGUAUCUCAAGGUAUGGUUGGCCAGGUUGCUGCAAGACGAGCAGCUGGAAUCAUUCUUGAGAUGAUUAAAGAAGGCAAAAUUGCAGGAAGAGCUGUUCUCAUUGCUGGAGAACCUGGCACUGGCAAAACUGCAAUUGCUAUGGGAAUGGCUCAAGCUCUUGGCAUGGAUACACCUUUUACAGUCAUAUCAGGAAGUGAAAUAUUUUCUCUUGAAAUGUCCAAAACUGAAGCUUUGACCCAAGCUUUUAGAAAAUCUAUUGGUGUAAGAAUUCAAGAAGAAACUGAGAUCAUAGAAGGGGAAGUAGUAGAAAUCCAAAUUGACCGUCCAGUGUCCGGAACUGGAUCAAAAGUUGGAAAGCUUACUUUGAAAAGUACAGAUAUGGAAACAACAUAUGACUUAGGACAAAAAAUGAUUGAAAGCUUGACAAAAGAAAAAGUACAAGCUGGUGAUAUAGUUUGCAUUGACAAGGCAACUGGUAAAAUUACAAAAUUAGGCAGAUCAUUCACAAGAGCCAGAGACUAUGAUGCCACUGGAGCUCAAACAAAAUUUGUUCAGUGCCCAGAAGGAGAACUCCAGAAAAGGAAGGAAGUUACUCAUACAGUUACUUUGCAUGAAAUUGAUGUAAUGAAUAGCAGAACUCAAGGUUUCUUAGCUUUAUUUUCAGGUGACACUGGAGAAAUAAAAAUUGAGGUGAGAGAGCAAAUAAAUUCCAAAGUAGCUGAAUGGAGAGAAGAAGGCAAAGCUCAGAUCAUUCCUGGUGUAUUGUUUAUUGAUGAAGUUCAUAUGCUGGACAUUGAAUGCUUUUCAUACCUUAACAGAGCUCUUGAAAGCGAUUUAGCUCCAAUAUUAAUUAUGGCUUCCAAUAGAGGUAUUACAAAAAUAAGGGGAACUCAGUAUGAGAGCCCACAUGGUAUACCUAUUGAUCUUUUGGAUCGAUCAGUAAUUAUCACCACUGCCCCAUAUGAUGAAGACGAUACAAAAAAGAUUUUAAAAAUAAGGUGUGAAGAAGAGGAUGUUGAAAUGAGCCAAGAUGCAUUGCUUUGCCUUACCAAAAUUGGUGUUGAUACUUCAUUGAGAUAUGCCAUUCAGCUUAUUACUGCUGCCAAUUUAGUUUGCCAAAAAAGAAAAGGUACUGAAGUCAAUACUGAUGACUUAAGUAGGGUAUAUACUUUAUUCUUAGAUGAAUCAAGAUCUAGCGAGUAUUUAAAAGAAUACCAGAAUGACUUUUUGUAUAAUACCAUAGAAACUGAAAAAGAUGCUAAAGCUAUGGAUACCACAUAAAUUAUGCUGUUAUCUCUUUUCAUAUUUGUAACCUUCAUUGCCAUUAUUUGUAUAUGAUGUAUCACUAAUAAAUAUCUUUUAUCACUGCA
Molecule: messenger RNA, 1586 nt
Organism: Parasteatoda tepidariorum (common house spider)
Lineage: Eukaryota; Metazoa; Arthropoda; Arachnida; Araneae; Theridiidae
Gene: rept
Product: RuvB-like helicase 2 rept
Molecular function (GO): ATP-dependent activity, acting on DNA; ATP binding; ATP hydrolysis activity
Source: RefSeq, a predicted model, not a curated record